CCGAGCCCCGCCCCCGGCUUCCCGGCCCCGCCCCGCCUCCAGGUCUCUGGAAGGAUCUAGGGCAAGCCGCUAGAAGUCGCCUCCGAGCCCCGUAGAGAUGGAACAGCUGAAGGACGGGGCUGAGCCCCAAAGGAACAACCUGUCCCUGCCAUCACCUGGAGCUGAGCCGUGGCCCUCCGCACCUACCCCAGCCCUGCCAGCCUCGCUCCUGAGUGCCCCAGACCCUGCCCACCUGGGGCUCCCUGAGAGCCUGGCCUCUGUUACUGUGCCCAUCCGGCUGGACACCCUCUCCUGCCUCCUGCACAGCGCCCUGCUCGGGGCUUACACCCUCCAGCAGUCCCUGCCCUCCUGCCCCUGCUGCCCCCAGGCGUGCCACACCCAGCCGGGCACAGCCAGGAGGCCUCCCAGGGGACGCGGGGGGUGGGAAGGCCGACCUAGGCCAGGCUGGGGCCAGAGACAGCAGCGACGGGGGCCUGGGAGAGCUGAGCAGGCAGAGAGCGACUGGGCAGGGGGCCCUGGGGCUGGCCCCGAGACCCCACCCAGAAUGCCGCCGACACUGCCUGCCCAGGGUGGGAAGAAGGAAGCCCGAGGUGGGGAAUCACCCCUGGGCACUCCACCUGCUGCCGAGGACUGGGAGACAGAGUACUAGGGUGCUGGAGGGUCCAGCGCCCGGGACCCAGGUCCCCCAGGGGAUUUUCCUGGAGCCCAGAGUGACGUUAGCCCUGUCUGAGGUACCCCAAGAAACAUCCUGUUCCCAUUCUCCCCCGCCCCCCGAACCAUGGCCUCAGAAGUAAGUCCUUCAACUCACCUGAUGAGCCUCGACCUAAGUCGCCUGACUCAGGGUCCCAAACCAGAGAAAAACCCUGAACCUCACACCCAUGCCCAAAGCCCUGCCUGUGCCCUGGUGGCUCAACCCGUUCCCAGCACCACCCCCAGCUGUAACUACAGUCUUACCCUCAUUCCCCACCCCCAGGGCUCCUCCAGCCCUAUCCCCAACCGUUCCUCACCCAAAGCCACUGCCACCUGCCUGUCCAGCCCGGCCCCUCCCACUCUCAACACCAAAUCCCAAGCUCAAUCCUCAGCCGAACCCACCCUCUUUCUCCUCAUCCCUGCGUGCCUCAGCCCAACCCUGUCCUCGUCUUUAACUUCUCCUAAACUCCAGCCCUGAACAGCCCCAUCCUCAACCCCUUUCUGUCCCAGCCCUGCUGUGGCAUCCAUGCGGGCACCCCACACCCUGGCCCAACGUUCAGACGCCUGGAGCACCUCACCCCAUUUCCUGCUCUUCAGGCAGGAAGCUCCAGUUGAACAAUAAACAGGUGGCUGUCCCUA
Messenger RNA from Microcebus murinus (gray mouse lemur), 1329 nucleotides. RefSeq names its product chromosome 16 C19orf84 homolog (gene C16H19orf84). The record is from RefSeq and is a predicted model, not a curated record. NCBI's taxonomy places the organism in Eukaryota, Metazoa, Chordata, Mammalia, Primates, Cheirogaleidae.